Molecule: messenger RNA, 1641 nt
Organism: Ceratina calcarata
Lineage: Eukaryota; Metazoa; Arthropoda; Insecta; Hymenoptera; Apidae
Product: methyltransferase-like protein 25
Exons: 5
Coding region: 187-1623 (478 amino acids)
Source: RefSeq, a predicted model, not a curated record
AGAACAAUCCAUAUUUCGAUCAUUAAAACCUUUUCCAUUCAUCAUUUCAUUGUACAUAUUCUGUAUGAUGCCAUGAUACGGAAAACGAGUGCACGUUCGACGUGCGUGCAGUUUGAAUUUUGAAGAUCAGUUACUUCUGAACAUCUACUUACUUACUGCUUACGCGUGACACAAAAAUCGAAGAGGAUGACCUGUGCAAGCGAGCAUAUCUAUUUCUUGGACUCGUUGAAUCUUUUCGUUGAAACACAGUGGCUUUAUAACACUCCGGUUACUCAUUUGUUAAGCGAAGGGUUGCUCGAUUUAUUCCCGAACGAAUGGUCGACAGCUUUACAACGUUUAGAAAAUGAGGAGCUCAAUGAUUUCGUUGUAAGAAAGACAACGAAGCCGGAGUGGUCCGAAGGUCUGAGGACUUUCGUCGAGAAAUGUAAAUGCAUCGAUCGACUACCAAUUAUAGAUAUUGUAUUGCCUGCGACGGUGCCAAAGAACUUUCGAACAGGACUUAGCUCGAAGAAGCAACACGAAAUAAUGUACCUAGCACAUUUGGUGAACGCUGAAUGCGCGUCGCGGAACAUAAAAGUGAUCGUUGAUCUCGGUGCAGGCUUGGGAUACGUUUGCCAGCUAUUGUACCACUUGUACGGAUACAAAGUCCUUGGAUUAGAAAAGAAUCAGGCGAACGUGAAUACUGCAAGGAACAGACAGACAAAAUUCUAUCCCGAUUCACUGGGGCACGUUAAGUACAGCUGCUGCGAUUUAACGUGCGAUUCUGUUGAAACGAUCGAAACGAUCUUGAACGAUGAAUUCGGGGAGAACACGGACGUUUGCUUGAUAGGCUUGCAUGCCUGCGGAGACCUUAGCAUAUGCGCGUCGAAAAUAUUUCGGGACAUGAAAGCGGCGCGAGCUCUUAUCGUAGUUCCUUGCUGUUACCACAAGCUUUCGAUAUCAAAAAGUACGAAAGUAAAUGCGUCGACCGAGAAACAAUAUUUCAAUAACUUUCCUCUGUCCAGUUGUCUCAAAGACGUGAUCAGUAACUCUGGUCUCGAUGUCGGUUCUUUUCUGAGACAGCCGUUCUUGCGACUAGCGUGUCAAGAACCUGCGGACAGGUGGUACAAUAUGUCCACUGAGACACACGAUCAACAUUCGUUUUACGUUCUCGCAAGGGCCGUUCUUCAAUUGUACGCGACUAAAAAUGGAUUCUCUCUUAAGAAAUGUACUCAGAAAGGCACGAGAAAGUCGCAGUGCUUAGAUUUUGAAACUUACAUUAAAGAUUCUUUACAUAGGUACACUUUGAAAAAAUUGGAAGAAGGUAAACUUCUAUACAAGUAUACAAAUAAUUGUAUAACAGAAACCAAGAAUAUUCAAUCACGCUGUGUUCUAGAUGCACAAUUUAAUUUCGAGACUCAUGAGCAGAAUAUGAUAGACCUGUGGGAAAGUCAUAGUGAUAAAUUAAAACUCGCAGAAAUUUAUACCGGUUUGCAAAUGAUGCUACAAGCGCCAGCGGAGUCGCUCGUUUUACAGGAUCGAUUGUGUUGGAUGAAGGAACAGGGUUUGAGAGCGAAAAUUGUCCCGGUCAUGCAUAGACGCUUGUCACCUCGGGCGUACGCAAUUGUAUCGCAAAAAAGAUAAUAAAUACUAUAAAUUAUA